Culex quinquefasciatus (southern house mosquito) is the source of this 488-nucleotide messenger RNA. RefSeq lists its product as uncharacterized. The transcript is spliced from 4 exons. The coding region runs from base 1 to 384 and encodes 127 amino acids. The record is from RefSeq and is a predicted model, not a curated record. NCBI's taxonomy places the organism in Eukaryota, Metazoa, Arthropoda, Insecta, Diptera, Culicidae.
AUGAGUCGUGGCCUGAAUCAGGCGAAAGAAGACUUCGACUCGGUCACUUUUACCCUGAUCGUGGAGGAAGCAGGAGUGGUCGAAGGACCGUUUUGGGAAUCGUUUGAGUUAGAUCUCGCGGCUAGUGGUAGAAUUAGGAGUAGGGUAGUGGCAAACCAGAUUGAAACCCUGAAACUCCAGGUGGCAACCGGCAUCAUCCGUAGCAGAGCGACCACUCCAACCGACAACCCAGCGCUUCUGGACUCCAUCAAGGGGUCAAAGUUCCGGGGUGAACCCCCAAGCGGCUCGCCCGUCAACACACGAGCUGGGCGGCGUCCGUCAACAUACGCCGCGGUCGAACCCUCGACCAACCGACCGAACCGGGACGGCCUCGUGGAGGCCUAGGUACACCGCCAAGUUCCCGCGCGCAUCCGCGCCGUCGUCGCAACCGACGCUAUCAUCGCAGCAUCCUAGCUGCAUACCUGUGCGCCCCGCACACCGGAAGUGAU